This is a messenger RNA of Haliaeetus leucocephalus (bald eagle), 2625 nucleotides long. It is a transcript of the gene NFE2L2, whose product is annotated as nuclear factor, erythroid 2-like 2. Gene Ontology annotation, cellular component: nucleus. Bases 306 to 2057 code for a protein of 583 amino acids. The record is from RefSeq and is a predicted model, not a curated record. The transcript has 5 exons. Gene Ontology annotation, molecular function: RNA polymerase II cis-regulatory region sequence-specific DNA binding; DNA-binding transcription factor activity, RNA polymerase II-specific. Gene Ontology annotation, biological process: cellular response to oxidative stress; regulation of transcription by RNA polymerase II. Lineage: Eukaryota; Metazoa; Chordata; Aves; Accipitriformes; Accipitridae.
GGCCCGCCGGGACCCUGUCCCCGCCAAGCCUGCGGCCCGAGCCGGGCCAGCAGGAGCCGUUGCACAAUCACGCACUCCCCUGGGGCGGCUCAGGGUCUGGUGCAGCCUCUCACCACGCAGCCUGAGGAGCCCGAAGCGGGAUGACCCUGGCCUCGGCCCGGGCCGCUGGUGAGGGGCUGCGACCGGGGCGCUCCCCUCGCGCCCCCCCGCCUGCUGGGAGCGCCUCCCGAGGGGUCUGAGCCAGCGUGCUUCUCUGGGGCUUGGACACAGGAGGCGAUGAGGUCUUGGCGGCCUCCUCCAAGGACAUGAACUUGAUUGACAUCCUUUGGAGGCAAGAUAUAGACCUUGGGGCAAGGCGUGAAGUUUUUGAUUUUAGUCAAAGGCAGAAGGAGUAUGAACUCGAGAAACAGAAGAAACUUGAAAAGGAAAGACAAGAGCAGCUCCAAAAAGAGCAGGAGAAAGCCUUGCUGGCUCAGCUGGAGUUAGACGAAGAGACAGGUGAAUUUGUUCCUGUUCAGCCGGCUCAGCGCAUUCAAUCAGAAAAUACUGAUCCAGCAAUUGGUUUUUCACAGACCACACAGACUUCAAAACCAGAAGCAGAGGCUUUGUCCUUUGAUGACUGCAUGCAGCUCUUGGCAGAAGCAUUCCCAUUUAUAGACGACAAUGAGGCUUCUUCAGCUGCAUUUCAGUCACUGGUUCCUGCUCAGAUCGGUAGCCACCCAGUCUUCAUUUCCUCUGAUGAAACUCAGCCACCUGAAUCACCUGUUCUAGUUCCACUUACUGAUGCAGAGAAUAUGCAGAACAUAGAGCAAGUUUGGGAAGAAUUAUUGUCCCUUCCAGAGUUACAGUGUCUUAAUAUUGAAAAUGAUAACCUGGCUGAGGUAAGCACAAUCACAAGCCCUGAAACCAAGCCAACAGAGAUGCACAACAGCUAUAAUUACUACAGCUCAUUACCCAUCAUGAGAAAAGAUGUUAACUGCGGCCCAGAUUUCCUGGAUGGUAUUGAGGGCCCCUUUUCCAGCAUUUUGCCACCAGAAGACACCAGCCAGCUGAGUGUGAACUCUUUAAAUGACACAUCCCCUUCAAACUCUGAUUUUUGUGAGGAUUUCUACACCACCUUUAUUGAUACAAAGGUGAACAGUGACACAGCAACGACGAACACUAUCAGUCAAUCACUUGCGGAAAUUCUGAGUGAACCUAUUGAUCUUUCUGAUUUCUCACUGUGUAAAGCUUUUAAUGGCAACCACUCAGGAACUGUACUAGAAUGCAAUGAUUCUGACUCUGGUAUUUCAUUGAAUGCAAGUUCUAGUGUAGCAUCGCCUGAACACUCUGUUGAAUCAUCUGCCUAUGGGGAUAAGACUUUUGGUUGUAGUGAUUCUGAAAUGGAAGACAUGGAUAGUGCUUCUGGAAGUGUGCCGCAGAGCAAUGCUAGCAUGUACUCUUUGCAGUUCCAGGAUCAAGUGUUCUCCUCUGUGGGGCCAAGCACUCAAACUCCUAGUUUGCAUUGUACAAAUACACCAAAGAAGGAGCCCCCUGCCAGUCCAGGCCACCCCAAAGCUCCGUUCACAAAAGAUAAACCUUCAAGCCGCCUUGAAGCUCAUCUCACAAGAGAUGAGCAAAGAGCAAAAGCUCUGCAGAUCCCUUUUCCUGUUGAAAAAAUCAUCAAUCUCCCUGUUGAUGACUUCAAUGAAAUGAUGUCUAAGGAGCAGUUCAAUGAAGCCCAGCUUGCGCUUAUUCGAGAUAUACGCAGGCGAGGCAAGAACAAAGUGGCUGCUCAAAAUUGCCGUAAAAGAAAACUGGAAAAUAUAGUGGAACUGGAGCAAGACUUGAGUAACCUAAAAGAUGAGAAAGAGAAAUUGCUUAAGGAAAAAGGAGAGCAUGACAAAAGCCUUCGUCAAAUGAAAAAGCAGCUAACCACCUUAUACCUUGAGGUCUUCAGCAUGCUACGUGAUGAAGAUGGAAAGUCUUACUCUCCUAGUGAAUAUUCACUGCAGCAAACUAGAGAUGGCAAUGUCUUCCUUGUUCCUAAAAGCAAGAAGUCAGAGACUAAACUUUGAAGGGCAGCACAGCUGGCUACUGUUCUUCGAGUGACUAUUUUUGUAUCAUUAUCCUGAUAGUUUUUACUGUGAGGUGGAAUGCAGAAUUAGGUAAUAUUUUUCAAAUAAUUCUAUGCAAUGAUAAUUUUUAAGUUAAUGAUUAGUUUAUGGAAGAUGCAAGUUUAAAACUAAUAGUGUAAUGCAGAUGGAUGUAUGCAAAAUUUGUAAUCUCACUUUUAUAACAGACAUUUCCUUCUUAUAGCACCACUUUGGCUAGUUUCCAUAUACAUGUAAAUAUUAAAAGAUACCAUAUUUAUAUACUGUUCCUAUCUCUUGUUAUAUUCAUAGAUUUAUUUGAGAGAGAUAUAUAUAUAAAAAUGAUUUUAGCCUUCUAAAUAUAAUUUCUUGCAAGACAAACAGUGUGGCUUCUGAUACUUUUUUAUAAAUACACAAUAGUGUUUGUUUCCCAUUUUUCUUACACAUUUCUACUUGCUUUAUAUUUAAUACAUUAUUUUAAUUUAGUAUAAAAGUUGAUACUUAAGUGUUUGAUUUUGAUUUAUCAGUUCAUUAACCUUUUUUUCUAACUCUA